This is a messenger RNA of Saccharomyces eubayanus, 1647 nucleotides long. It is a transcript of the gene CLN1, whose product is annotated as cyclin CLN1. The record is from RefSeq and is a predicted model, not a curated record. Lineage: Eukaryota; Fungi; Ascomycota; Saccharomycetes; Saccharomycetales; Saccharomycetaceae. The transcript has a single exon. The coding region runs from base 1 to 1647 and encodes 548 amino acids. Gene Ontology annotation, biological process: regulation of cyclin-dependent protein serine/threonine kinase activity; regulation of G1/S transition of mitotic cell cycle.
AUGAACCACACAGAAGUGAAAGCUGGACUAAUUGUCACCGCAAAACAGACGUACUACCCAAUUGAACUGUCCAAUGCAGAACUUUUAACCCAUUACGAAACCAUACAGGAGUACCACCAAGACAUCUCUCAGAAUGUAUUGCUUCAGUCUUCCAAGACAAAACCAGAUAUCAAGUUGAUUGACCAGCAACCUGAGAUGAAUCCUCAUCAAACCAGAGACGCCAUAGUGACCUUCUUGUACCAGCUCUCAGUGAUGACCAGAGUAAGCAACGGUAUCUUCUUCCACGCCGUCAGGUUCUACGACCGUUAUUGCUCUAAGAGAGUGGUCUUGAAGGAUCAAGCCAAACUAGUGGUGGGCACAUGUCUUUGGUUGGCAGCCAAAACCUGGGGUGGAUGCAACCAUAUAAUAAACAACGUUUCCGUCCCCACAGGUGGUAGGUUCUACGGUCCCAAUCCAAGAGCUCGUAUACCUCGUCUUUCUGAAUUGGUUCAUUAUUGCGGCGGGUCCGAAUUAUUCGAUGAAUCAAUGUUCAUUCAAAUGGAGAGACAUAUCUUGGAUACCUUGAGCUGGGAUGUUUACGAACCCAUGAUUAAUGACUACAUCCUAAAUGUCGACGAAAAUUGUUUGAUACAAUAUGAACUCUACAAAAACCAGCUACAGAAUAAUAACAACGGCAGCAACAAAGAAUGGUCUUCUGAAAAAAGACAAUCUCAAUCUUCCGAAGACAGUGAUGCCACAGUGGAAGAACACAUCAGCAGUUCUCCGCAAAGCACUGGAUUGGAUGGCGCUACAACCACCAUGGAUGAAGAUGAAGAGCUGAACUCGAAAAUUAAAUUGAUCAACUUGAAAAGAUUUUUGAUUGAUUUGAUUUCUUGGCAAUACGAUUUGCUCAAGUUCGAGCUGUACGAAAUCAGCAACGGCGUAUUUUCUAUUAUAAAUAAAUUUACUAAUCAAGAUCAGGGCCCAUUUCUCUCUAUGCCCAUGGGUAAUGAGAUAAACUCAAACAGUCAAACGCAGAUCUUUAGUGCUCUCAUCAAUGGCAUAAUCAACUCCCCCCCAUCUCUGGUCGAAGUCUAUAAGGAGCAGUAUGGUAUAAUACCUUUCAUAUUACAGGUAAAGGAUUAUAAUUUAGAGCUGCAGAAGAAACUGCAAUUGGCCUCUACCAUAGAUCUAACGAAAAGAAUUGCCGUUAAUUCCCGUUACUUCGACCAAAACGCUUCUUCAUCAACUGCCUCUUCUCCAGGCACAUACUCAUCCGGCGCCAACUAUACUCCAAUGAGAAACUUCAGCGCACAAUCAGACAACAGUGUAUUCAGUUCCACUAACAUCGACCAUUCAUCACCAAUCACUCCGCAUAUGUACACCUUCAACCAGUUCAAAAACCAAAGUGCUUGCGACAGUACUAUAAGUGUAAACAGCCUGCCUAAUCAGACCCAAAAUGGCCACGGACCAUCAUCAAGUAAUUAUCAAAACAUGAUGGUAGAUGAACGGAAUAAAGAGAACCGAAUUCCCAACCCUUCAUCUGCUGAAAUACCACAACGGGCAAAAUUCAUGACAAGCGGUAUCUUCCAGAACUCAGCUGAACUUACUAAUAGGGCGUCUACGAUAUCGCUAUCAAUAAGAAACCAAAACACUUCCCAACUGUAA